AAAGAAGAGGGGAGGUUGAUGACGAAGUCUUUUAAAGAUUCUCUGAAAGCGCUUGAAGCUGAUAUUCAACAUGCCAACACCCUGGCUUCGGAUUAUUCAAGGGAAUAUGAUGGGGCCUGCCUUCAGAUGAGGCUAUCAUACAGCCCAUGUGCCCACAUUUUUCUAUUCCUGGUUCAGUGGGCUGAUUGUCACCUUGCUGGUGCACUUGGGCUGAUUAGGAUCCUUAUUUACAAGGUAUAUGAGGAUGGCAAAACAACCAUGUCCGUUUGUGAAAGAAAAGCCAGUUUAAGGGAGUUUUAUGGUGUAAUAUUCCCCUCUUUGCUGCAACUCCAUAGAGGAAUCACGGACGUUGAAGAGAGAAAACAAAUAAAGAUUUGUGCAACUAAAUACAGGAGAAGAGAUGAGAUGGACAAGGGUAAGCUCUCUGAAAUUGAAAUAGAGAGAGAGGAAGAAUGUGGAAUUUGCAUGGAAAUGAAUACCAAAGUUGUCUUGCCUAGUUGCAGCCAUUCCUUGUGUAUGAACUGCUACAAGAACUGGCGUGCUCGAUCGCAGUCGUGUCCAUUCUGUAGAGAUAGUCUCAAAAGGGUGAAUUCUGGGGAACUUUGGAUCUACACUAGCAAUUGUGACAUUACAGAUUUAUCUACCAUUGCAAGGGAGAAUCUGAAAAGACUGUUUAUCUAUAUAGACAAGCUGCCUCUCGUUGUUCCAGAUCAAAUGGUAGUUACUUACGAUACUCAUUUUCGGUGAAUCAUUAGGGUUGUGGUGUUAAUUCUUUGUAUAUAGAUUGUAAUUAUCGUAUAGUUAUAAGAUUCCAUUCUGUACAUCUGAUUCUAUAUUUCAAGUUUACAAAUUGUGAAUACAUCAUUGUCCCCCCAGGUAGUAGAAUCUUCUCCAGAUUCUUUUAUUUAUUGCAUUAUUGAAAUUUUCAGA
Molecule: messenger RNA, 930 nt
Organism: Erythranthe guttata (spotted monkey flower)
Lineage: Eukaryota; Viridiplantae; Streptophyta; Magnoliopsida; Lamiales; Phrymaceae
Source: RefSeq, a predicted model, not a curated record